UUAUUCCUGCCUGUGAAGAGCUGGAUAUGAGGCCCCAGUUCCUGCAACUCAUUUUUAAAUGCUGCUGAGGAGAACUGGGGAGGCCUUGCCUGCAAGCCACAGCAAAAGGAAGGAGCCUCAUAAAAAAGAAAAGGGAAUCUACGCCCACCUCAUAUCCGACAGAUGCAAGACCUUGUCUUUAUCUUAUAUCCACUCUAUGUUUUAAAGAGAAGGAGCCUUGCCCCCAGCCAGCUGGCCAAGAGGAAGGCGGGCGGCGAGGAGGAGGAGGCGGAGUGGCACCCCACAACGACUCGGAAGAGACAGAAGCCUGUCAGCGAGACAGAGAGGGGAGAAUGUUACAGGUCGCCUUUCCGCAAACCCUUGGUUCAGUUGACCAACAGACCUCACUGCCUGGAUAGCACUCAACAUGAGGCUUUUAUCCGCAGCAUUUUGUCCAAACCCUUCAAAGUCCCCAUUCCAAAUUAUAAAGGGCCGCUGGGCUUGCGUGCGCUGGGUAUCAAACGGGCAGGGCUGAGGAGUCCUCUCCAUGACCCCUUUGAGGAAGGAGCUCUGGUUCUGUAUGAGCCCCCGCUGCUGAGUGCCCAUGACCAGCUGAAAAUAGACAAGGACAAAGCACCUGUCCAUGUUGUGGUGGAUCCUGUCCUCAGCCGUGUUUUACGGCCCCAUCAGAGAGAAGGAGUGAAAUUCCUCUGGGAAUGUGUGACAAGUCGGCGGAUCCCCGGGAGCCACGGCUGUAUCAUGGCAGAUGAAAUGGGGCUGGGCAAAACCCUGCAGUGCAUCACACUCAUGUGGACCCUUCUCCGGCAAAGUCCAGACUGCAAGCCUGAAAUUGAGAAAGCUAUGGUGGUGUCUCCCUCCAGCCUGGUGAGAAACUGGUACAAUGAAGUAGAGAAAUGGCUGGGGGGAAGGAUCCAGCCACUGGCCAUUGAUGGAGGCUCCAAAGAAGAGAUUGACCGUAAACUAGUUGGCUUUAUGAACCAGCAUGGCCUGCGAGUGCCUUCACCUAUCCUGAUCAUCUCCUAUGAGACCUUCCGACUCCAUGCUGAGGCAUUACAGAAGGGCAGUGUUGGGCUUGUCAUCUGUGAUGAGGGCCAUAGGCUGAAGAACUCUGAAAACCAAACAUACCAGGCUCUCAACAGCUUAAACACACCUCGCCGAGUCCUUAUCUCCGGCACCCCCAUUCAGAAUGACCUGCUUGAAUAUUUCAGCCUGGUGCACUUUGUCAACUCAGGUAUCCUAGGGACUGCACAGGAAUUUAAAAGACAUUUUGAAAUUCCCAUCUUGAAAGGCAGAGAUGCAGAUGCAAGUGAAGCUGAGCGACACAAAGGAGAAGAGAGGCUUAAAGAGCUGAUCAGCAUUGUGAACAGGUGUUUAAUCCGCAGAACUUCAGAUAUCCUGUCCAAAUACCUGCCGGUGAAGAUUGAGCAGGUGGUCUGCUGCAGACUCACACCUCUGCAGGCUGAGCUGUACAAGAACUUCCUGAAACAAGCCAAGCCAGUGGAAGAGCUGAAGGAGGGCAAAAUCAGUGUGUCCUCUCUCUCUUCCAUCACUUCCUUGAAGAAGCUCUGCAAUCACCCUGCUCUUAUCCAUGAUAAGUGUGUGGAAGAGGAAGAAGGUUUUAUGGGAGCCCUGGACUUGUUCCCUGCUGGCUACAGCACCAAGUCUGUGGAGCCCCAGCUUUCAGGAAAGAUGCUGGUCCUGGACUACAUCCUUGCUGUUACGAAAAGCACCAGUAAUGACAAGGUGGUUUUAGUAUCUAACUACACGCAGACACUCGACCUAUUUGAAAAGCUCUGCAGGAACAGAAGGUAUUUGUACGUCCGGCUGGACGGCACCAUGUCCAUUAAAAAGAGAGCAAAGAUUGUGGAGAGAUUCAACAGCCCCUCGAGCCCUGAGUUUAUCUUCAUGUUAAGCAGCAAAGCAGGUGGCUGUGGUUUGAAUCUGAUCGGGGCUAACAGGCUGGUUAUGUUCGAUCCAGACUGGAACCCGGCUAACGAUGAGCAGGCCAUGGCUCGCGUGUGGCGGGACGGCCAGAAGAAGACCUGCUACAUCUAUCGACUGCUUUCAACAGGGACCAUAGAGGAGAAGAUAUUCCAACGCCAGACCCACAAGAAAGCCCUCAGCAGCUGUGUGGUGGAUGAGGAGCAGGAUGUAGAAAGGCACUUCUCACUUGGGGAGUUGAAGGAGCUCUUCACAUUGAAUGAGACCACCAGCAGUGACACCCAUGACAAGAUCAAGUGUCGCCGAUGUGUGAACGGCCACCAGGUGCGGCCCCCUCCUGAGGGGUCUGACUGUACCUCUGACCUCUCCCAGUGGAACCACUGUGCCGACAAACGGGGGCUGCAGGACUCCGUGCUGAAGGCUGCCUGGGAUGCUGCUGUCACCUUCACCUUUCACCAUCACUCCCACGAGGAGCAGCGAGGGAUUCCCUGACAGGUUACUGUCCCCUGUGGGGGCAACGGCAGGCUGCUGCUGCAGCUGCAGCCCACACCGCUUUAAUCCCUUUCAAGGAAAGGAGAAGUAGGUAUCAGUACAUGCUGGACUGCUGUGUGGCUGUAGGACAGUAGAACAGCAUGGUUUCUGAGGGGCUGGAAGGCCCUUGGCAUUGGUUAGUGUCUGCAGCAGCAAGAAGUCUGUGGCUUUUUCUGUGCUGUGUUGUAUUGUGUGCCUGAAAAACAGCCCUUUGGGAACUGGGAACAGUGGAUGUGUGAUGAGAUUCAGCACUGGUUCUUAGGUUGUUCGUGUCUGUGCCUCCUACUCAGCCAAGUUUUGUCUUCAGUUUGAGUUAAGCCUGCAGUUUUAUAGCACUUGAUGUAUGCAACCUCGAUUUAUUCCUUGACAGCUCUGGCUUACAGCUGCUGCUCAGAAACCUGCAGGAUCCAUUUCUGUUGUGAAGUGUGAACCUUGCUGAUUACUCAGGAACAAGAGGAUUUGCACAAGAGAAAUAAAAUAAUUCAGCUUGGAUGUUGAACAUCUGGUCAGAAAGAUCAUGCAGGCAGUUAGAAAUCAGGCACUGAGGUAACUCCCUUUCUAAACCCACUUGCUUUGUUGUGGGCAGGAUCCCCUGAUCUAGCAGAGUGUUUUAAUUAGAUCCCAUUACAAGCCAGUAAUAAAAUUCACACUUUGGUGCAUUACAGGUCUUAAUUAUAUUUUUAUUAUCAAAAUGUUACAAAAGAACAAACCCUUCAAGACUGCAGACAGUGGAGAGAGGCAACAGGACUGCAAAUAAACAGCAGGCCACUUGGUACAGAAGGAGUUAGUUCAUUGGUUUGUGUUUGUUUG
Dryobates pubescens (Downy woodpecker) is the source of this 3282-nucleotide messenger RNA. It is a transcript of the gene RAD54L, whose product is annotated as RAD54 like. The record is from RefSeq and is a predicted model, not a curated record. Gene Ontology annotation, cellular component: nucleus. NCBI's taxonomy places the organism in Eukaryota, Metazoa, Chordata, Aves, Piciformes, Picidae. Gene Ontology annotation, biological process: double-strand break repair via synthesis-dependent strand annealing; reciprocal meiotic recombination. Gene Ontology annotation, molecular function: DNA translocase activity; ATP binding; ATP-dependent chromatin remodeler activity. Bases 163 to 2433 code for a protein of 756 amino acids. The transcript has 19 exons.